Molecule: messenger RNA, 623 nt
Organism: Culicoides brevitarsis
Lineage: Eukaryota; Metazoa; Arthropoda; Insecta; Diptera; Ceratopogonidae
Gene: RpS19a
Product: small ribosomal subunit protein eS19A
Exons: 3
Coding region: 89-550 (153 amino acids)
Biological process (GO): translation; ribosomal small subunit assembly
Cellular component (GO): cytosolic small ribosomal subunit; ribosome
Molecular function (GO): RNA binding; structural constituent of ribosome
Source: RefSeq, a predicted model, not a curated record
CAAUACCACGUUGUGAGGAGGAGUUCGCGAUUGUGCAGGUCUUUUUCGAUUGGUAUUUAGCACCAUAGGCUAUUGAAGCAAAUCCAAGAUGCCAGGAGUUACAGUCAAAGACGUUGAUCAAGACAAAAUUGUCAAGGGAGUCGCCCUUUUCUUGAAAAAAUCUGGCAAAUUGAAGGUUCCCGAUCACAUUGACUUGAUCAAAACAGCCAAAUACAAGGAAUUGGCGCCUUAUGAGCCCGAUUGGUUCUACAUUCGUUGCGCCUCGAUCUUGCGUCGCUUGUAUCAUCGCAGUCCCGCUGGUAUUACCCAAAUUACCCGCAUCUAUGGAGGUCGUCAACGCAACGGCGUUCGUCCAUCGCACUUUUGCCGCAGCGACAGCAGUGCCGUGCGCAAGGCCAUCCAAGCCUUGGAGAACGUCAAGAUGAUCGAGAAACAUCCCGAUGGCGGCCGCAAAUUGACCUCACAGGGACAACGUGAUUUGGAUCGUAUCGCCGCUCAAAUCUCUGCCAAGCAAAGACAAGCACUCAAGAAGGAAGUGAUUACUUUGUAAGAUGUCGAGGCAACAAAAAAAAAUUGUGUAAAGAAUAAAAAAAAAAUUGAACGGUAAACUUUGAUUCUUUAAA